This is a messenger RNA of Colletotrichum paranaense, 3666 nucleotides long. RefSeq lists its product as uncharacterized. NCBI's taxonomy places the organism in Eukaryota, Fungi, Ascomycota, Sordariomycetes, Glomerellales, Glomerellaceae. Bases 1 to 3666 code for a protein of 1221 amino acids. The record is from RefSeq and is a predicted model, not a curated record. The transcript is spliced from 3 exons.
AUGGACGGAUACCCGGUUGGAAGCCUGGAUCAUAACAUCCCGCACAUCGUCAUUGCCGGCCUGACUUCGAUCCCCGCCAAAGCCCUGCCUCUGAACGCAGAGCUUCGAGACCAAGCCCUCUUGAUCCGAUCCGAACUGCCAAGCAUAGAAAGCCCGAAUGCCGAAGCCUUGAAAGACUACAUAGUUCGUCAAGAUGGAAGGAAUCACCCAUGGAACGGCAAAGACAGCGGGAAGCCGUACAGGCUGCGGGUCGCCGUUGCUGGUCGAUCUCUUGUUCUCCCUCCUCGCCGUGCUAGACUUCCAGACGGCAUAGAAGCUCCCGAGACGCCCGCUGUGCUGCAUUCGCCCUUUUCUCCUCUUAGCCCAGUCUCUCCAUUGUAUCCCGAUGGCUUGAUGAACACAGACUGGCUCCAAAAGCAUGAGGACAUGGUUCCCAGUGUCUAUGUAUCUUUCUAUACCCUGACGACCGAUCCGACACUUGCUACCCUUCACGACAAUCAGCUGAAAACGGACAUCAACAACUCCAAGACCGCUAUCAGCAGGUCAGGCUACAGGACACGCUUCGCCGUUGUUCUCCUGAGCGAUGGCGUUGCUUCGGCUUCUAUGCAAGAUUUCAUGCAGGAGAGACUCGAAAACAUCAGGCGAGGCGUUGCUUUGGACAACAAGUCCUUCUUCUACCUGUCGCCCCAGGACCUUUCAACAGAUUUAGAGCAUACUGCAGACUCCAUGCUUGCGGCCGUCUUCUUGCAAGCCAUAGAGUACUAUCGCGAUCUCGGCCGUCAUGCUCGGAAGAAGCGCAGCCGCGGAAUUGCUCCGCAACCUACAGUGCCGCCUACGAGCACUUCCCAAACGACCUCGGUGCAAGACUGGAAUGUACGAUACGAUUACAAGACGGGGGUUUUCGCCGAGUUCCGACAGGAGAUGGACGCGGCGCUGCGCUCGUAUGAACAAGCUUAUGAGGGGCUCCUCAGUCAGGACGUCAUGGACAUAAUCCCCAGCUGGAGCCCAAGAUGGAACGAGGCGCGCAUGCUUGCGGAUGUGCUGGCGAUACGCAGCAUUCGAUGCCUGCUCUGGGGAUCCCAGAACACUGCUGCCGUACGGAAAUGGCACACACAUCGGGACAGGAUAGCAGACUUUGUCGAUCGACGCGGCCGGGGAACGAAUAACUACGGAUGGGCUGCAUGGGAAUCGAGGUGGGCGGUAGUGAUGGCGAAUCUAAUCGAGAGAGUGGACAUUCGCAGCUUGGCGCCAGCAACGCGAACGUUAUUUCUUCAGCCUGAAAAGGCUGCUGCAGCCGAUCGCUUACGACCAUGGGAAAUGCUGCAUCACACGGGAUAUUGGUAUCGCAUCGCAGCUGAGCAUCUGAUGACCCGGCGAAGACUUGCCCGGUCUAUUCCAGAAGAAGACCGGCGCUCGCCAGAUACCACUCCGGCUUCGGCAGUUGCGAGCAAGGCCUUCCAAUACGACACGUACAUGUGCCCAGAUCCUCACGAGGAGUUUCCUCUGCAGGGGACGGGCGUCAAUCAUUCUAAGCUCAUUAUAGACAUUCUAAUGGCAGCUAGAUCCCAGUUCCAGGCACGGCGUCAACUGCGGUUAUCGGCCGAAUUGUCUUUGGAAUGCGCGAAAGAAAUGGUGAACCUAAAGGCCUGGGACGACAUUGUUGCUUUGCUGCGACCUCUAUGGGAAGACAUGUCGUUCAGAUCAGAGGGAUGGCUCAACAUUACGGAAGACCUGAGCUGGGUGUUGCGUGCUGCGGCCGCCCGAAUUGGUCACGGGGAGCUUGUAGUCGCCAUUGACUGGGAGCUGAUGAACAGGAAGUUCACACGGCGGCCCAACUGGCACUACGACAUAUCCAGGUCACUCGAGGGACUUGAUAUCGAGCCCAAACCAACUGUGACCAUUAAUGAUGAUGUGGUUUCCUCCUUCAUCGCCGCAUCCUUCAUCUUCAAAAGCGAAGAUGGUAAAGCUGGCGAAAACUGUCAAGCGCAAGUUGCCAUUCGAUCCGACGCUUUCCCAGAUGCAUCGGCGGUGACGCUCAAGGGCCUGAGAAUCGACUUUGAAGGUAGCUUGAAGACCAUCACACUAGAUCAUGACCCGGAGUCCAAUGGUGGAAAGAGCAAGGGCAACGUCACGCUUGCGGACGUGCCCCUGACCGAGCAGGCUCGAGACGGCGAAGAGGAAGAGGAAGGCUCAUCAGGGCUGAGCGGAUCUGGAAACCUGACCCUGAAGCCUGGGCACACGAACGUUUACGAAAUGGCCAUACCUCUGCGGGAGCCCGGCGAGGCGCACGCAUCCUCGGCGACGUUGAUCCUGGAGACGGACACCUUUUUGCUGAAUUAUACCGUUACCUUCCGGGAUCUGGGAGCGACGGACUUUUGGUUUGGACCGUCUCUUUCACGGAGACGGAUCGUGCGGCAGAGCGCGCAUGUUAUCCAAGUCCAGGCCAGGCCGCCCAAGCUGGAGAUCAAGCUGGCGCAACCUCAGGAUCAAUUUUACGCAAACGAGCCAAUGGACCUGGUUGUGGAUGUUGUCAAUGCCGAGGAGACUGAGGCUGUGGCUAAGCUCGAGGCUCACGUCUUUGGCGAGCAGAUCCCGUCCUUCCGCGUGGACAUUGAAGACGAAGGAGAACAUGUUGCAGAAGCUGGUCAGGAGGAGGCCAAACUUACGGGGUUGACACUUGGAAAUUUGGCAAUAUCGCAGUCAAAACGUGUCAAGAUCAGGCUUGAACCCGUACAGUUGACCACCUCUUUCGAUGUCACACUGAGGGUGUUUUACCAUCUCGCCGCCGACCCGGCUACCUUGAUCAUGCAGAUUCUACCCGUCCAGCUCAACGUCGUCAACCCCUUUGAAGCAAACUACGAUCUUAUUCCGCGUCUCCAUUCGGAUCCCUGGCCAAGCUUAUUUGAUUAUGAGGGCGUGCAGGACCCCUCGGCAGACGAAGCUGCGAUGCAGCCCCGCGGUCUGGCACAAAAGUGGUGUCUCGUGUGCCACUUUGCAUCGUUCGCGACGGAAGACCUGGAGAUUGUCAGCAUGGACGCCGAAGUCAUUGCGUGCCAGAAUCACGCACGGUGCACCACGGCGACCCGCCCAGAGAUCGCAGAAGGCGGGCUCCGAAUCCCACCAAAGCAGAUGCAGGAGGCCCAGUUCGAUCUGGUGGCUCAAAAGUUCAGCCUCGACGAUCGGGGGCCUGCGUCCCUCGACGUAGCUUUUGUCCUCAAGUGGCGCCGCACAUCAACAGCCUCGUCACCAGCGCUGGUCAACACGACCAGGAUGCUUGUCCCAAGAUAUAUCGUCUUGGGCACCGAGCCUCGCGUCCUAGCUUCGUACUCUCUCGCCAAUUCCGUGACGGGUCUGAUACAUUUGGACAUCACCAUUGAGAACCCGUCGAGUCAUUUCCUGACGUUUGGUUUGAACAUGGAGCCCAGUGACGAGUUUGCGUUUUCCGGCUCCAAGCAGACCACGGCGCACGUCUUGCCCGUGUCUAGACGUACCAUUACGUACCGGUUGCUACCUUUGAUACGGGGUGACUACAUCCGGCCCACGCUCGUGGUUCGGGACAAGUACUUCCAAAAGGUAUUGAGGAUCAUACCGACGGAGGGGAUGAAGAUCGACAAGGACGGCCUGCUGGUUUGGAUACCGCCAGAGGAGGGCGAAGAAGAGGAGUAG